AUGCUCUUUGUGUUGCUGGUGGUGCCCACUAUCCCCCUCGAGCAAGGCUCCUUCCAGACUCCGCUCGCCUACGAGAAGCUAACCACUGGCCUUCGCGAUGCGGGUUAUGCGGUCGUUCACCCGUUACUGCCUACAUGCUCCGACCUAGAAACCUCAGCUUUCCCCUCACAUACACUCAGGAACGAUGCCGAAGUGGUCACUAGAGUUAUCCAGCAGCUGGUAGAAGAGGAAGGAAGAUACGUGGUCGUCGUGAUGCACUCCUACGGAGGGACUGUCGGCAGUGAAGCGAUCUCGGACCCCCUUACCGCUGCGGUGCGCCACGCGGACGGCCAGAAGGGCGGAGUGCUGCGUCUGUUCUACUAUGCUGCUUUUGCGCUGGCAGAGGGGCAGUCCGUGCUAGGCUCAUUCGGCGAGUCCCCGAACAAUGAUGUUCUGCCCGACGGUACCUUUCGCAUCAAGAACGGAGCCCAAACCCUCUACAGCGACCUUCCUCCACAAGAAGUGGCGGUCUGGGAUCAAGCCUCAUCCCGCAAUCGUAUGGGGUGCGGACGACGACCACCACCCGGGCGGCCUAUAAGUUAUAACUAUCUCCCGUCAACGUACCUUGUCUGCGACGCGGACCAGGCAGUGCCUCCCCAGUUCCAGGAGGGGUUCGCGGCCUUGGUUAAGGCGGUGGAAGUGGGUCACUGCGGCGCGAGCCAUUCGCCGAUGUUGAGCCAACCGGCGAUGUUGGUGGGGAAAAUCACGGCCGUCGUCGAUAAGGCCGCGGCUGCAGUGGGUCUUUUGUAG
Messenger RNA from Aspergillus homomorphus CBS 101889, 789 nucleotides. Its product is annotated as alpha/beta hydrolase. NCBI's taxonomy places the organism in Eukaryota, Fungi, Ascomycota, Eurotiomycetes, Eurotiales, Aspergillaceae. The transcript has 3 exons. The record is from RefSeq and is a predicted model, not a curated record. Bases 1 to 789 code for a protein of 262 amino acids.